GGUUAAGCGAAAAUGGCUGCGCAGGUUACUACCAAAUAAAUGUCAAACUGGACUUUGAAUCAUUCAACUUUAACGUGUCCUUUGUCAGGGUUAUUGGUGUUAACGUUUUCGAAUGGAUUUCCCGGAGCGGGUUGAUUGUGUCAUUGACGGUACAGGCUUAAGUGAAUCUCUGAUUUCUGCAAGUUUAUCAAUAUUGGGGAAACAAAUUCUUCAUAUCGAUAGAAAUGGUUAUUAUGGUGGAGUCCUUGCAUCUUUACGAUUCCCUGAAUUCGAAAAACUUCUCAGUCAAAUUGAACCUGACUGCCCCAAAAGUCUUCCAAUCAUUAAAGAUAAUUGUUUAGAUCUCAGUGAGAUUGAGUCUCCUUUGGUCACUCACAGGUCAUCGGAAUGGUUUCUAGGCUGUGACGACAGUUUCGAUUCCUAUGAUGAUAAUGAUGCUGAAAAUUACAGUAGUGUGAGCAGAAAAGUUAUUAAUGAUUCACCUAGCACAAUGGCAUUGCCUAGUGAUAUCACUGUUCAACACGAUCAUAUUAGCACCGAGAUUUCUAGUGUGGUUCGCGAGCUUGGAGAAGAACAAGAGAAAUCCAAUGGGGAUGGACAUGAAAAUGUUACAGUAACCGAGCAAAAAUCUGAUGACGCUGGUAAGAAUGUCCAGAGCCAAAAAUUAUGGUCUCGGUCUAAACUACGAAACGCUGUGCGCCUACAUGAUAUAGACAUAGUACCAAAGAUAAUUUAUUCGCACAGUCCUGUAGUAACUGCGCUCCAACGUGCUGAUGUAACAAGAUAUUUAGAAUUUCGUUUUGUAUCACGCCUGUUAGCUUAUAUUGGUAAUAAUCAGUGCACACAACAGUCUGGAACAGUCUCAAACAAUGCUGAUAAUCAAUCUUCCUCAACAAAUUUUACGGGUCAUGUAGUCAAAAUUCCCGUCUGUCGUUCUGACGUGUUUAAAACACGUUUAUUAAGUUUACAUCAAAAAAGAUCGUUAGGUGCAUUUUUCGAAUGGUGUUUUCAUUUAAUCAUUAAUGAUACUCAACUCAGUACAACACAUUCUAAUAAAGAUGAAGAUUAUUGUGCAUACGAAGAUCGACCUUUUCAAGACUUAUUAACUGAAAAACGUAAACUUGAUAAAUUUACCCAACAAUUAUUAAUAACUAAUCUAUCAUUCAGUAAUCAACAGAUUAAAACUAAAGAGGCCAUUUUUAGAAUUCGACGAUUGUUAUUCUCUAUGGGUCGAUUUGGACCAUAUCCAAUUUUGUGGCCAAUGUAUGGUAGUGGAGAUUUAACUCAAGGAUACUGUCGAAUGUCAGCUGUUUUCGGUACGACAUUUUGCCUCGGUUGUAAAGUAGAAAAAAUUGAAUAUAUAAAUUCAGAGGUAGAUGUAGUAACUCAAUCCGUUGAGAAUAUGACUACCAAUAUGAAAGAAGGACAGAUAAUGACAAGAGCUGACUCUUCAUCAUCGUCGUCAAUGCCAAAGAAUAAUACUGAUGAUGAAUUCAUUGUUUAUUUAUCUAAUGGUAAAAAAAUAAAAACAAAAUGUGUUAUUUUAUGUCCAGAAUGUUUACCAUAUUCUUGGAUUAGUGAUUUUAUUAAUCAUUGGUGUGCCCGAGCUGUACUCAUUACAGACUCUUCUCUUUUACCCGAUGACUGUAAAUCGAGUGAUAUUUCAAUACUUGCAUAUUCAUUUAAUGCAAACAAUCAACAAAAUGAUUUAUGCCUUGAUCCUGUUAUCAUAAUUGAAUGUCAAGUUGAAAAAAAUAAAUUCUGUAAAGAUAAUUUAUUUGUCGUACAUCUAUGUGCAAUCAUUAAACAACCGUAUGAUCCAAAGAAAAUUUUCCAACCUCUUUUAAAUUGUCUAUUUACACAAUAUGAUGGUAAUACCGUACAUCCUUCAUCGGUCAAUCAAGGUCAUUGUAAACGACCUAGAAUGUUAUGGGCUGGUUACUUUUGUGUACCAGACUUAUCAUCUAUUCCAAAUAAUUUCUCUACACUUGGAAAAUCUGAAACAAUAAUGAGUUCUAAUAUUUUUAUCACUGCUGGACCAGAUGCUACUCCAGACUUGGAUUCAAUUAUACCUAAUGCAGAAGAGAUAUUCCGUAAAAUAAUUUCUAUUCUAGGCUUGCCAAACAAUUCACAAAAUUUAGCAUCAACAACGACUGGAACAAACAAUGAUGACAGUACAUCUCAGACUAGUAGAUCAUCUAUGUAUACUACAAUUGAUGCGGUUUGGGAUGGUCAAUUUCCACCUAAAGCACCUCGACCAGAAGAUAUUAUUGUGGUAGAUGAAUCAGUGAAUCCACCACCAGUAGUGACAAUAGAAGUCCCUCAAGAAGAUCAGAAUUAACUUAUUCCUCCCUUUUCUCGAUUGUUGAAAUUGAUCCAAACAUCAGUUAAGGAAGGAGAGACACAAGGAAAAUUCAUAUCAAUUUGAUGGAAAAAAUCUAAAAUUUUCCUUCAUAACUUUGACAAAUAAGCGAAUAACGGCAUUAAUGAUAAUAAUUUCUGUUUGAGUUGAAUUACAUGAUUGAUACUUCAUUCUCUAUCUCUCCCUCUGUGUGUGUAUAACGUCUUCGCUUUUCGCUUACUCUUUAACUUUCUUGUGUCUUCCUGUUGUCUAUGGGUUGUUGAUUUCUGUUUUAUUUUGAAAAAAAAUUAUACACAUUUUCACUUCUGUGUUGAGAGAAGUGAAGAAUAUUAUCAAAGCAAUGGGAAGAUCACUUUUCAUUUUUUGUUUGUUUUUCUUUUCUUUCCUGUUUACAUCACAUCUUUUUUUGUAAGGCGGAGGGCGAACACUUUCUUAUUGUUAAUGAAAUGAAUGAUAUGAUCUAACUUAAUAGUUUAUUUUGUGUUUUUUUUUCUCAAAGAAAUAUUCUAUUUUUGAGGUUGAUAGUUGCAUCUUGUUCUGUUUUCGUUUAUUUCCAUCGAUGGAUAUGUAUUCCGAUGGCAUUGUUUAUAUGUGAAAUAUUGUCGCACGUUUUCUGGUGUAUAAAACUAGUUUAUUGAUGUC
Schistosoma guineensis is the source of this 3004-nucleotide messenger RNA. The record is from the annotation of a GenBank genome assembly. NCBI's taxonomy places the organism in Eukaryota, Metazoa, Platyhelminthes, Trematoda, Strigeidida, Schistosomatidae.